Alosa alosa (allis shad) is the source of this 2313-nucleotide messenger RNA. RefSeq names its product LIM domain only 2 (rhombotin-like 1) (gene lmo2). Gene Ontology annotation, molecular function: transcription coactivator activity; DNA-binding transcription factor binding. The transcript has 3 exons. Gene Ontology annotation, cellular component: nucleus. Bases 1414 to 1914 code for a protein of 166 amino acids. The record is from RefSeq and is a predicted model, not a curated record. Lineage: Eukaryota; Metazoa; Chordata; Actinopteri; Clupeiformes; Clupeidae. Gene Ontology annotation, biological process: positive regulation of transcription by RNA polymerase II.
ACACACACGCACACUGAAAAAACAACUCUUACUCUUUCUGUUUCUUUCGGUAGCAGAAAGUGUGUAUUUGAUGAGUUGAAUUGUUGAAUGAGCAUAUAUCAUAACAGUAAUGUGUUUUGAAAAACAAGUAGGCCUAGUGUGGUGAUACUGUCAACCUAAUCUACAAAAUUAUUUUACAUUAAAUACAUUUAAGCAGUUAAAUCAGAACUUUUGCAUGCCUUAGACCCCUUUACAAUUAGGCCUGUCAAAUGGAUUGAUAAAUCUAGGCUACUGUAUUUGUUAAAUUCAUGUCAGCCUAAUAAAACAUAUUGAGGGGAAAUCAGGCAGUUAUGUGCUGAUUGCUGAGUGCUGAUAAAUGCUAAGUUCAUUGUGUCUGGAUGUUGCUGAUAUAUGAGGGCUGAGAAACAAAAAUAUCAUCAGGAAAAUAAAGUUAUAAACACCAAGAACUCAAAACAGGAAACAGCAUAGGAAGCUGCAGCUGUAUUGACAUGGAAACCUAUAGAAAAACACAUCGCCCAUGUGAAAUUAGUGACUUUUCCAUUGCAACUAAAACGUUAUUUGAAAUACUUUAAAAUCUCGGUGGAGGCCUAAGAAAAUAUCAAUAGCGAAUUAGGCAGGCUAGUAGUCGAUUAAGCUAUGUGAUGGGCAUAAUAAAAAAGCACAUCUAUCGCUUCACAUCUGAGCCUCCUACAACCAAGUUUUGAACAUACAGUCAGCAGCUGAACAUAAGAUCUGAAGUCGUGAUCUGUUAGGCUGUAGCAUACCCAGUAGCCUAUAGUCACGACGACUCGACUCCAUAGCCGAUUUCUGUGUGAUCAUUGCCAGUCUGUAGCUUAGCUAUCUGCCUCUUUAAGAGCAAUUUCCUGCCAUUGUCAAAUAGUCGUGAGCAGGAAGAGGCGAACGAAACCAGAACCCGAGGGGGCAGGGCCAUUUAAAAAUACCUGAUGUAGAAUAACUGGGACAGAUUUUCCUCUCUCAGAGAAACAUUACGCGGGAUAACAAGGACGUAAAAAACGCGCGGGUCUAUUCGUCAAUAGCCUAUCGCAGGUACAGACCCCUGGUCAAAACACAAAAUUGACCCUUGAGGGAAAUUGGCAUACGGUAGUCUAUCAAUUAUCACAGAGCUAGACAGACAUUACGUUGACAGUGUUAACAACGGAUUGCAAUGGGAACAUUUAUUCUUAAUAGAGCAAUAAUUAACUGAUCUAAUUCUUUACAGGGACGGAAUCAUGACAUCCACUGACUGCUGAGUAGCUGGACAGGUGCUUUCUUCUAUCUAGCCCUAUUUGCUUUCAAAAACGCACCACACUCAAGGAUGCGUUAUGCCAUGCCGCGAUUUUAAAUCGUGAAAUUAAAUGUAAAGGAGAAAGGGGGUGUGCUCUCAGUGUGCAACAUUAUUCAGAGAGCAGCUUGAUGCUCUGUCGGAAGCAUUUUGGAAUGGCAUCUACAAUUGAAAGAAAGACAUUGGAGACAAACGAGGAGCCAGUUGAUGAGGUCCUCCAGAUGCCGCCAUCGCUGCUGACUUGUGGUGGCUGCCAGCAGAGCAUUGGCGACCGUUUCUUCCUGAAGGCGAUAGAACAGUACUGGCACGAGGACUGCCUGAGCUGUGACCUGUGUGGAUGCCGCCUUGGCGAGGUUGGCCGGAGGCUCUACUACAAACUGGGACGCAAGCUGUGCCGACGAGAUUACCUGAGGCUAUUUGGUCAGGAUGGGCUCUGUGCGUCUUGCGAUAAGCGGAUCCGUGCUUUUGAGAUGACCAUGCGAGUGCGGGACAAGGUCUACCACCUGGAGUGCUUCAAGUGUGCAGCCUGCCAGAAGCAUUUCUGUGUGGGAGACCGUUACCUGCUCAUCAACACAGACAUUGUUUGUGAGCAGGAUAUUUUUGAGUGGACAAAGCUCAACAGCAAUAUGUAGGGGAAUGUUUUUGCAUCGUGUCGCCUCUCCAUUUAGCCCUUUGCCACCUCAGAUGCAUAGCGGUGUGUUGAAGAAGCGGUAUGAAAAGUGUGCUACUUUUGAAAUCUCCGAAAGAAGCUAACUUGGGCAGCUUCAGCGCUGGCUUGUCACCAGGUUGACAAGAAUGCUCACCAGCACUCACACCACAAGACACGAGGCCCUAGUAAAGGCUUGUCUUUCUGAAUGCAAAAAGGACAGUGCUUUGAUAUAGGCAAUAAUGCUGCAUCGCAAGUCAUUUGAGUUUUGUUGAAAGAUGUAAAUAUUGUAAGAGAUGACAGCUUCUGAUGAGUAUCCUUAUUACUUGUCUAUAACAUUUGAAACAACUUUGUUAAAAUGUUCAAAUAAAUAAGUUUACAGUUA